CUCAAUUUUAAAGUUAUGAGUCCCUCUGGCAGUGAAGAUGUCAGAAUUGAACGUCGCAAUGUUAAGACCACGAGAUUGCCGAUUGUAAAAGUAGAAGUAAAAACUGAGGAUGUAGAGGCUGGUGAUGAGAAGCCUCCUGAAAACCGAGGCACGGAGAUGGUGGUGGAUGUAGCUGGGGAGGCCGGUACUAGCAAGUCUGGAAAGAAGAGGAAGAAGCAGGAUUACUACGGUGAGGAGAUUUUCAAACCUGGGGGUAUGCAGCCGCCCUUGAACCCUUACUUCGUGGUGGAUGUGAGGGAAAACAGAGCAAAUGAGAUGCACUUCCCAAUAGAUGUGAUCAGAGACCACAAUAUCCAACUCCCGGAGACUUUGUUGCUCGUGGAUCCGAAAGGGAGGACGUUUGAGACAAAGCGCAGAUCCUGGAAGGAUGGUAGAGUGAACUAUAAUGGAGGGUGGAAAGCCGUCUACCGAACGAAUAUGUUGAAAACAGGUGACAAGCUCAUAUGCGAGUUCAUCGGCAAUGGCAGCGGCGUAGGGGAUAUGCACCUCAAGAUAAGUGUAUUUUCAUUGCAACAUAGGUAGCAAAAGGUAGGGAUGGUGAAAGAAAGCACAAAUAUUUGUACAAAUUUUUAGUGUUUUUUUUUUAAUGGAAAGAUUAGGACAAUGCAGUAAGAUUGUGUGUUGUAAUAGAAUUUAGGUUCAAUAGUAAUUUGUUGUGA
Molecule: messenger RNA, 719 nt
Organism: Salvia hispanica
Lineage: Eukaryota; Viridiplantae; Streptophyta; Magnoliopsida; Lamiales; Lamiaceae
Product: B3 domain-containing protein REM20-like
Molecular function (GO): DNA binding
Source: RefSeq, a predicted model, not a curated record